Molecule: messenger RNA, 195 nt
Organism: Medioppia subpectinata
Lineage: Eukaryota; Metazoa; Arthropoda; Arachnida; Sarcoptiformes; Oppiidae
Source: the annotation of a GenBank genome assembly
GGCGAUUGGGAGACAAUCCCUGACAAGAAGUUGACGUCAGAGGCGUCGGUCGAGUGGCGCACAGAACUCGAGCCUCACAUCACAGGCACUGACAGAGCAUUCAGUGCUCACAUUCUCGAUGAAUUGAAGUCAAGUAGCGAAAAGCGAGAGAUGGAUAGCCUUGACAUCCAAACGAGAAAUGCAUUGAAAAAGCAU